Trypanosoma cruzi is the source of this 657-nucleotide messenger RNA. RefSeq names its product proteasome beta 7 subunit, putative. NCBI's taxonomy places the organism in Eukaryota, Euglenozoa, Kinetoplastea, Trypanosomatida, Trypanosomatidae. The record is from RefSeq and is a predicted model, not a curated record. The transcript has a single exon. Gene Ontology annotation, cellular component: proteasome core complex. The coding region runs from base 1 to 657 and encodes 218 amino acids.
AUGGCUUCCGGUGGUUCUGUAAUAGGUGUAAAAUACAAUGGUGGAGUCCUUUUGGCGUGCGACACGCUUCUUUCGUAUGGUUCUCUUGCAAAGUGGCCGAAUAUCCCCCGCAUGAAGCUGGUAGGCGCGUACACUGUUAUGUGUGCUACUGGCGACUAUGCAGACUUUCAGGAAAUGACAACAAUGAUCGAAAACCAUGUAAACAGACAACAAAUGUAUGGUGGCGGCGCACUUACCCCAAAUGAGGUCUUUUGCUACCUUCAGCGUCACGUCUACCACAAACGCUCGCAGUUUGAGCCAUGCCUUUGCCGUUUUGUUGUGGCUGGGUGUCACGGAGGCGAACCAUUUCUUGGCGGUGUGGAUGACGUGGGCACUCGAUGGACUGACGAUUGUGUCGCCGCCGGAUACGGCGCGUACAUUGCGCUUCCGCUUCUUCGGCAGGCACUGGAAAAACCGGGCGGUCUGACACGCGAAGAGGCCAUUCGGGUCAUUAAGGACUGUCUGCGUGUAUUGUUCUACCGGGAAUGCCGUGCUAUUAACAAAUUUCAGAUUGCUGAUGCCACGAGCGAUAUGGUGUCGAUUGGCGAGCCAUUUGAGGUGGAAACCAACUGGGAAUACGAUGGUUUCUGCUUUGAAAAGACCGCAAUUAUUCGUUAG